Sipha flava (yellow sugarcane aphid) is the source of this 1352-nucleotide messenger RNA. It is a transcript of the gene ifc, whose product is annotated as sphingolipid delta(4)-desaturase DES1. The transcript has 7 exons. Gene Ontology annotation, biological process: ceramide biosynthetic process. Gene Ontology annotation, cellular component: membrane. Gene Ontology annotation, molecular function: sphingolipid delta-4 desaturase activity. Lineage: Eukaryota; Metazoa; Arthropoda; Insecta; Hemiptera; Aphididae. The coding region runs from base 267 to 1232 and encodes 321 amino acids. The record is from RefSeq and is a predicted model, not a curated record.
CGAUUGGAAAAAAAAAACAAUCGAAAUGGCACUAGUAAUAUUAUCGGUUGUUUUUUCGUUUUUCUCGCCAAUUGACCAUAUCUUUUUCCGAAUCGGUAAUUAUCCAUGCUCUACCGUAUUGAUCACAAUCAAAUAUCUGGGCCGUAGCACGUGAGCUGCAACUAAGUCUUAAUACUCUAGUCAACGUACAAUCAUCGCAUCGAAACCAAGUUUUUUUUAAAUCAUGAUUGAUAUUACACGGCGAUAAAAUUAUCAUUUGUACAACAAUGGGAGCGAAAGUGUCCAGAACCGAUUUCGAAUGGUCGUUCACAGAAGAACCACAUGCGACGCGCAGGAAAGAAAUACUAGAAAAACACCCAGAAAUCAAGAAACUUUAUGGCCCAGAUAAAAAUUUUAAAUGGAUUGUUAUAAUCACAACAAUAUUGCAAUUAGGAUCAUUUUAUUUCAUAAAAGAUUUAAAAUGGCCAAUUGUAAUAAUUUUAGCUUAUUGCUUUGGAGGUGUAGUAAAUCACUCAUUAAUGCUUGCAAUACAUGAAAUUGCUCAUAACAUGGGAUUUGGACCUAAGUAUCCUAUGUACAAUAAAUUAUUAGGUAUGUUUGCUAAUUUGCCCAUUGGUCUUCCGUUUUCUGUUACAUUUAAGCACUAUCAUUUAGAACAUCAUCGAUACCAAGGUGAUGAGAAGCUUGAUACAGAUAUACCUACAUAUAUCGAAGCAAAAUUAUUUAAUUCAACAUUUGGAAAGUUUAUUUGGGUACUGUUGCAGCCAUUUUUCUAUGCCCUCCGACCUAUGUUUAUUUAUCCGAAAAGUCCUACUGCACUUGAAAUCAUUAGUGUUUCUAUUCAAUUGAUGUUUAAUUAUUUGGUUUAUUUAUAUCUUGGAUCAAAGGUACUAACUUAUAUGUUGGCUGGUUCAUUGAUGGCAAUGGGGUUACAUCCAGUAGCAGGACAUUUCAUUUCUGAACAUUAUAUGUUCCAUAAAGGAUAUGAAACAUACUCAUAUUAUGGCCCAUUAAAUUUCAUAACAUUCAAUGUUGGAUAUCAUAAUGAACACCAUGAUUUUCCAUUUGUACCUGGUUCUAAACUCCCGCAAGUUAAAAAAAUCGCACCUGAGUAUUAUGACAAUAUACCUCAACAUAAUUCAUGGACAAAUGUCUUAUACGAUUUCAUAAUGGAUCCUAGCAUAGGUCCAUAUGCACGAAUAAAGCGUAAACAUCGAGGAUUGAAAUUUUAAAUACUAGCAAAACUUAAUAAAUUAAUACAGAUGGAAUUUUAAUUUGGGUAAGAUAAUAAAGCUAUAACUUGGAUUAAUUAAACUAUUUGUUUAUUUGAAUUGGAACAAAUUUAAAAAUUA